UGGUGUCGGUUUCCACUAGGUACCACAGCCACAAGUCAAAUUCCACAGCCAAAAAGUCAAAAUUAGCUACAAAAAGUAGCCUUGUGGUCUUCAUUUAAUGUUAGCAUUGUGGUUAAGAUUAGGUUAAAAUAUUUUAAGAAGAUAAAUUGUAGAAAUGGGCUGGGUUUAGCCAUAAUUAUGACUUUGUCGCUGUGUUAACUAGUGACGACCGGUGGUGUCCUCACGCUAGCAAUUGUUUUGAACUUACAGAAGCAACUGGAAAUCGGAGUUGCCUAGGUGUGACCACUUGGUAAGCUGUGUUGCAGAGACCACCAGUUCUACAGUCAUGCUGAGCACACCGUUGGAUAGACACACAGACUGACGAUGGACUGACCGGUCCUCUCCACCAGUCCCCUCCCCCUCCUCUCUGUAUUUGUGCCUACUGGAUCCUGGUCAGUGGAUCCUUGGGCGCUGUGCGUCAUGGCGUCCAACGGUUGGGCUGGGAGACAUUCCCUGUGGCGGUUCCUUUCGCCGUUUCGAAGCAGGCAGGAGCGUGUGGUGCUGGCACGCAGCGAGAGCAUGCCGGGGGAACACGUGCUGAAGAUCACCAUCACAGAGACCACGAUAAUCGAGGCAGAUUCAGGGGUGUGGAACUCCAAGUCGCUGGUCUACCUGGGCCUGUGGUAUUUCUUCAGCUUCUGCACACUUUUCCUCAACAAGUACAUCCUAUCUCUGCUAGAGGGGGAGCCAAGCAUGCUGGGCGCUGUUCAAAUGGUCUCCACCACCAUCAUAGGCUUUCUGAAGAUGUAUGUGCCUUGCUGCCUAUACCAGCACAAGUCCAGGACUGAGUACCCCCCCAACUUCCUCAUGAUCAUGCUGUUUGUGGGGCUCAUGAGGUUCACCAGUGUGGUGCUGGGUCUGGUGAGCCUGAAGAAUGUGGCCGUUUCCUUUGCCGAGACGGUGAAGAGCUCUGCGCCCAUCUUCACUGUCAUCAUGUCAAGGCUGAUCUUGGGGGAAUACACAGGUAUGUGGGUGAACCUGUCCCUCUUUCCUGUCAUGGCUGGUCUGGCCCUCUGCACUGCAACAGAGAUCAGUUUCAACAUGCUGGGCUUCUCCGCAGCCCUCUCCACCAACAUCAUGGACUGUUUACAGAAUGUUUUUUCAAAGAAGCUACUAAGUGGAGACACCUACAAAUUCAGCCCUCCAGAUCUGCAGUUCUACACCAGUGCAGCUGCAGUCAUUAUGCUCAUACCUGCCUGGGUCUUCCUCAUGGACAUUUCAGUGAUUGGGAAGAGUGGGCAUUCGUUCAGCUGGAGUCCAGACAUCGUUCUGCUGCUGCUGUUUGAUGGGGCCCUGUUCCACCUGCAGAGUGUCACCGCCUACGCUCUCAUGGGACGCAUCUCUCCCGUCACCUUUAGUGUAGCCAGCACAGUGAAGCACGCCCUGUCUGUCUGGCUGAGCAUCAUCUUGUUCAGUAACCACAUCACGGUGCUCAGCGCUGCCGGCACGGCCCUGGUGUUUGUGGGCGUGCUGCUGUACAACAAGGCCAAGCAGUUUCAGAGACACACCUUAAAGGCCCUGGCCCACGCCCAGGCUCAGGGCCACAACUACAAACCACUACUGCAGGAUCACAAGCUCAAAGCAUCGGACCGAUAGACUCCCCAGGAGACCAAGGGGGGAGAGACUCUCUAACUUUGAUCAUGUAGAACCUGAUACGCAGACGAUUUGACUAGACCAUGUUUUGACUCGCGCCAGCAUUAUGACGAAUGAGGGAAGUCAAUGGUCAUCAUAGCACGGUAGAAGGAUCUGUCACUCAAGUGAGGUUUCGUUCAAUAGGAAUGGUCCAUUUGAGAGGCUGGUUUCUCUUGAGGUUUCAUUCGGCCUCACUUUGAUGCAUUCUCUGAUACCUAUGUGAACUUGUCUUAGUGUGUGGUCUGACCGCGGACCACUGUUUGACAGUGGACUGGUGCAGCAGGUGUGAGCAAACCUUUUGGCUUGAGGGCCACAUCCGGAUUUCUAAAUUGAACGGGGGCCACACAGAUUUAUUUUUGACUGAUAUGUUUGUCAAAAUCCAUUUUUGUGCCAGAAACAUUCCAGUUAUUUUUAAAUAUAUAGGUCCAUUUAUAUUUCGACAUACUUUCUAUCUAGUUUUAGUUGUUCAAGUGUGGCCUGGAGUGUUUUUUUUAUUUUUUUUUUUU
This is a messenger RNA of Oncorhynchus tshawytscha (Chinook salmon), 2177 nucleotides long. RefSeq names its product solute carrier family 35 member E2A. The record is from RefSeq and is a predicted model, not a curated record. Bases 460 to 1635 code for a protein of 391 amino acids. The transcript has 9 exons. Gene Ontology annotation, molecular function: antiporter activity. Gene Ontology annotation, cellular component: Golgi apparatus. NCBI's taxonomy places the organism in Eukaryota, Metazoa, Chordata, Actinopteri, Salmoniformes, Salmonidae.